AUGCGGUCCAUCUGGCACGCAGUAGGCCAGUUCGGCCAGGGGAAGGGGAGCAGCAGCCCCUCGAGCUCGAGCCGGCGCAGCAGCGCGGCGACCCUGCUGCCCUUCGACGAGGACCCCCGGCGCCGCAGCAGCCCGACCCGCCGCCUCAGGGCGCCCCGGCUGCGCAGGGUCACGGCCUGGCUGCUGCUCAUCGACCUCGCCAUCAUCCUCUUCCUCGUCUGGCUCGUCCAGCCCCUCAUCGUCCUGCUGCGCCGCAACGAGGAGCUCUUCUCCCCGCACGUCACCCUCUCCAACGACACCCUCGCCGGCCUCGACGAGGCCGGCCAGCGCAGGAUCCCGCGCAUCCUGCACCAGACCACCGCCACCGACGACAUCCCCGAGAAGUGGGUCAAGUCGCAGCAGAGCUGCAAGGACACCUACCGCGACUUUGAGUACAAGCUCUGGACCGACCAGCGGGCCCGCGAUUUCCUAGAGCAGGAGUACCCCUGGUUCGUCGAGACCUGGGACAGCUACGACUUCCCCAUCCAGCGCGCCGACUCGAUCCGCUACUUUGUCCUGCACCACUACGGCGGCAUCUACCUCGACAUGGACACCAUCUGCCACGCCCCCUUCCCCCUGCACCAGAUCGACUCGGGCACCAUGGAGCACCGCGCCCUCUUCGAGUCCACCCUGCCCACGGGCAUCACCAACGACUUCAUGGUCUCGACCGCCCGCCACCCGGCCUUUGCGGGCGCCAUCGCCAAGCUGCCCCUCUUCUACAGCUUCACCCGCUUCUGGGCCCGCCUCGAGCCCUACUGCGCCAUCAUGCUCUCCUCGGGCCCGCUGUUCCUGAGCCUCGUCGUCAAGGACUACCUGCUCGAGCUGCCCUCCCUGCCCUCGGCCACGGUGCAGGUCAUCGCGUCGGCGCGCCUGCGGCCCUACAUCACCGACCUCGAGAGCAGCACCUGGCACCGCAAGGACACGCAGGCGCUCAUGUGGCUCGGCCAGCGGCCCUGGUCCUGGUUCCUCAUGGGCGCGCUCGGCGUCGUCGUCGGCGCCUACCUCGUCAACCUCGCCCUGCUCGCGUGCUUCCGCGCCGUGCGCAAGGUCCCCGCCGUCUCGGCCGGCAGCAAGCUGGCCAAGCUGAUAUAG
Molecule: messenger RNA, 1131 nt
Organism: Thyridium curvatum
Lineage: Eukaryota; Fungi; Ascomycota; Sordariomycetes; Thyridiales; Thyridiaceae
Exons: 2
Coding region: 1-1131 (376 amino acids)
Biological process (GO): mannosyl-inositol phosphorylceramide biosynthetic process
Molecular function (GO): mannosyltransferase activity
Source: RefSeq, a predicted model, not a curated record